AUGGCCUCACAACUUCUUCCCCUUGAGCUUAUCGACAAGUGCGUUGGCUCUCGCAUCUGGGUGGUCAUGAAGGGCGACAAGGAGUUCUCCGGGACCUUGCUCGGGUUUUACGACUACGUCAACAUGGUGCUGGAAGAUGUGACUGAAUUCGACUACACUGGCGCUCAAAUCAAGUUGCCCAAGCUUCUGCUGAAUGGAAACAACAUCUGCAUGUUGAUCCCUGGUGGUGAAGGGCCCGGCAGCGUCUGA
This is a messenger RNA of Penicillium oxalicum, 249 nucleotides long. RefSeq names its product RNA-binding protein LSM5. The transcript is spliced from 6 exons. Gene Ontology annotation, molecular function: RNA binding. Gene Ontology annotation, biological process: mRNA splicing, via spliceosome. Gene Ontology annotation, cellular component: U4/U6 x U5 tri-snRNP complex; Lsm1-7-Pat1 complex; U6 snRNP. Bases 1 to 249 code for a protein of 82 amino acids. The record is from RefSeq and is a predicted model, not a curated record. Lineage: Eukaryota; Fungi; Ascomycota; Eurotiomycetes; Eurotiales; Aspergillaceae.